AUGAUUUCUAAAUAUUAAAUAAAUUAGGUUUUACCGAAAAAACAAAAAUGUCUAUAAAUUAAUUUUUUUAAAAAAAACAAAAAAAUAGGAGAAGGGGCAUACAGUAUAGUUUAUAAAGUUAUAAGAUAAACUGACUAAUAAUAAUAUGCAUUAAAAAAGGUAAAUCUAUAAGCUUUAUCAUAAAAAGAAAUAGAAUAUGCUUUAAAUGAAGUACGAAUUCUAGCUUCUAUAAGAAGUAAUUAUAUAAUUGGUUAUAAAGAAGCAUUUAUAGAUAGACAUUAAAAUUGUUUAUGCAUAGUAAUGGAAUAUUCAAAUAAUGGCGAUUUAUUAUAAAAAAUAAUCGAAAAUUAAAAAAAAGGCUUAAAAUUUACAGAAGAUUAAAUAUGGAAUAUAUUUAUAUAAAUAGUAAAAGCAUUAAAAACACUUCAUGAAUUAAAAAUAUUCCAUAGAGAUUUAAAAUCUGCAAAUAUAUUCCUUAAUAAAGAUGAAACAAUAAAACUAGGAGAUAUGAAUGUUUCCAAAGUAGCCAAAAAAGGUCUCUUAUAUACCUAAACAGGAACCCCAUAUUAUGCUAGUCCAGAAAUAUGGAAAGACCAACCGUAUGACGAAAAGUCUGAUAUAUGGUCAUUAGGAUGUGUAUUAUAUGAAAUAGUGACAUUAAAUCCUCCUUUUAAAGCUUAAGAUAUGGAUGAUUUAUAUUAGAAAGUAAUAAAAGGGAGCUAUUAAAAAAUCAAGAAUAAUAAUUAUUCUCAAGAUUUAAUUAAUAUAAUCAACCUUCUACUAUAGGUAAAUCCUUAUAUAAGACCUAGGGCUGAUUAGAUUUUAAAUUUACCAUUUAUUUUUAAGCGAAUUUAGGAUAAAAAUUUAUUAGAAUCUGAUGUGGACACUGUUUUAUUAAAAACUAUAAAAAUUCCAAAAAACAUAAAUUAUUUAAAUGAUAAGUUGCCAAAGCCAAAUUAUUUUACAAACAAUAUAAUAAAAAAUUAAAAGGAAAAUUUCAUAAGGACUAAUUCUAUGGUAUAUUCUUUACCAAAAAUAAAAAGUUAAAGAUUCUAGUCAUUUGAUGGGAUGAAAAUAGCUAAAAAUUCUAGUUAAUAAGAUGUUUAAGAAAAUUAAAAAAAAAUACAUAAAGUUAGUCAUAGUCAAGGCAAAAAAUAUGUUAUUUAGAAUUCUCCAAUAAAUAAUAAAUAAAAGAAUAAAGAAAACAAUAGCUUUUAUGAGGAUAAAAGAUAGUAACAUAAUAAAAAAAAUAAAAAAUAUUAUUUUUAUUAAGGUUAAGAUUGCCAAAUGUAAUAAAAAAUAUUAAUAUACUUUCAACAAAAAUCAAUUAAUUGGAAAAAAAUUUAAAAAUGA
Ichthyophthirius multifiliis is the source of this 1353-nucleotide messenger RNA. Its product is annotated as protein kinase domain protein. The record is from RefSeq and is a predicted model, not a curated record. NCBI's taxonomy places the organism in Eukaryota, Ciliophora, Oligohymenophorea, Hymenostomatida. Gene Ontology annotation, molecular function: ATP binding; protein kinase activity. The transcript is spliced from 5 exons. Gene Ontology annotation, biological process: protein phosphorylation.